AUGGGUAAAGCUGAGGAAUCUCUUACAACCCGAUGUUCGACCAGGAUCCGCGAUGCCGAGAUGAAGGCCGAGGUGGUGGAGGGACAACUACAGAUCUCCAAGACCGAGCGACAGAAGCUGGAAGGCAAGGAUGAGAAAUUGAACCACGUUCACGUUUCAGCUCAUCAGACGGAGCCCACGCCAAAGUUAGGCGCUGAAUGGGCGAAUGCUCAGCUUGAGAAUUUCUGA
Messenger RNA from Penicillium waksmanii, 228 nucleotides. RefSeq lists its product as uncharacterized. The record is from RefSeq and is a predicted model, not a curated record. Bases 1 to 228 code for a protein of 75 amino acids. NCBI's taxonomy places the organism in Eukaryota, Fungi, Ascomycota, Eurotiomycetes, Eurotiales, Aspergillaceae. The transcript is spliced from 2 exons.